Rotaria sordida is the source of this 1269-nucleotide messenger RNA. Lineage: Eukaryota; Metazoa; Rotifera; Eurotatoria; Philodinida; Philodinidae. The record is from the annotation of a GenBank genome assembly.
CCGUCCCCAUAGACCAUGACAAACGUAAUCAUAGGAACACCACGGACUAUGACAAAUACUACGUAGGUAGAGAUCAUCAUAGAUUGUGACAGACAUAGUUCAUAUACAAUGCAAGACCGUAUAGAUAUAUAACGUCUUGUUAUAAUAUAUGACACUACUACCAUAUGGAAUUUCUGAAGAAAAUCUAUUGAAUAAAAUAAUCCUCUUGUGAUGAUGAAUAGCAACUACAUCGUCUUUUAGAUUUUAAUCCUGCAUGAAUUGCACGAACAGCUUUUUGUUUAAAUAACCUUGUCUUUUUUAUAGGAUUUAAGACAACGUUUAGUUGUUAUUCAACCAGAAUUAUUACAUUUAAAUGAUGAAAUAGAAAAUCUUUCUAAAGAAUUAAAUGUUGUUUCAUUAGAAAAUGAUAUUAUUAAUCUAAAAGAUAAUUUUAUUAGAAUAUCAAAUGAUGUUCGAGAAAAAUUUCAUAGUCAUAGAAGUGCAACUGUUAUUGUUAAUGAUAUAAAACGUUAUUUAGCUUAUCUUGAAGAUCUAUUAAGUCAAUGUUCAAUUGAAUCACGAACACGAUAUCAUCGAGAUAUAAGUGAAAUCAAAGAUCAAUUAGAACGAAUGAUGUAUUGGAGAUGUUUAUUUGAACACACAGAACCAUUAAUUAAACGUUUACCAACUUAUUAUUUAUAUGAUUUACAAUCAACUGAAGCAGCAUUAGAAAUUUUUCACCGUAAAUGGACAUAACUUAAAGUAACAAUAAUUAUUAUUAUGUUUUUUGUUGAUUAUAGAGAGAUAUUUUACGAAGUGAACAAAUUCUUCGUCAAAAUAUUAUUAAUAAUUUACCAUGAAGACAAGCUUGUAAAGAAAUAAUUUUAUUUAUUGAUACAAUUAAACGUUUAUUGGAUGAUGAUGAUGAUCAUGGUGCACACCUAUUAAUAAUAGAGAAACUUUACAAAAAUUACUUCAACGAUAUCAAGUAAAUUAAUCUUGUCUUAUUCAUUUUUGUUUUCGUAAAUAAACACUUACAUAACUGAAUGAAGCAUAAAUUGACCGUGAUAAAAGUUUGGUGACUUUGUUUUGUUUUGCAUAUACCUUCGUCAAUGUGUUUUAUGUUAAGAUAUCUUCGUCUAAAGAAAAAAAAAUCUAUGUUGACCUUCUAGCUCUUUUACCUGAUAGCAGGAUUUUUGGCGACUACUGUGCUACUCAAUUAGAUUCUAUUAAGUUGUUGAUGUUUGAGCAGGAAUCAGUGAUUAUUUCUGUUUGAUGGUUUGUUACCAA